GGUUCCGAUCUCCGGCGACCGGCAACCUAUAAAACUCAUCAUCUACCAUGGAACCUGAUAACAAAGCUAUUAUUCAAAACCCGGUAACCAUGGAAGAUUUAAUGCAACUGUUUACACAGUUAAACACCAAAAAAUCCACCACAGAAACUCAGAAUUUCCAACCAAUUCAAAUUCCAGAAAAAUUGAAUCACAAAAAUUUCACAAAAUGGGCAAAGCUAAUGCAACUGGAACUCGGCGGUAGGGAAAGGCUCAACCACAUCAUAGCCUCCCCGCCAAGCCAAGAGGAUCCAGAUUACAUAAAAUGGUCACAACGGGAUUCAUUAGUAAUCUCGUGGAUAGAUGGAAACAUAGAUCCAGAAUUGCAAAAUCAAUUUCUGGAUUACCCUACCGCAAGAGACUUGUGGAAAGGGAUCGAAACACUAUACGGAGGGACCAAAGACGGACUCCAAGUUUUUGACCUUAUGGUUAAAGCAAACAAAAUUCAGCAAGGAGAAGAUCCAAUUGAAGUAUACUACAGCAAACUUACUGGAAUCUGGAAGGAGAUUGACAGACGUUCACCGAAUCCGAUGAACAGUCCAGAAGACAAAACGACUUACAAUCGAAUAACCCAGCAAAACCGAUUGUAUCAGUUCUUAGCAGGGGUAGAUGAAACUCUUGAUAAGGAUCGACGGGAUAUUCUCAAUCGAGAACCUCUUCCAACACCGGAGGAGGCGUUCGCGAUAAUAAGGAGAGAGAUAAACCGGCGAGGGAUUAUGAGCACCGAACCACCAAAACCCUCACAAAUGGAAUCAUCGGGAAUUGGUGGUGGGUUUGCUGUGAGAGGAAGAACGGAGAAACCCAGUUUCCGUCGAGAUGAUGAGAAAUCGGGACUCAGAUGCACCCAUUGUGGGGGUGCGAGACACACCAAGAAGGGAUGUUUCGAGAUUAUCGGCUACCCAGAAUGGUGGGGAGAUCGAAAGAAGAAAGGAGAGAGAAGGAGCACGGCGGCCGUGGGUACCAGUGAGGUACCAGCAGCUGGCGGAGAACACAGAGGAACAGCAGGCGGCCGUGGAUCCUCUGCGUCAGGUAUGACAGAGAAAACGAAGGAGGAAGGAUGCUCGGACAGGGGAGAUUAUUGGGCAUGGUACUGAGGAGGGUGGACUAUAUUAUGUUACUCAGAUGCCUCACCAGGGUAAAGCAACGCUUGUUCGCAGG
Amaranthus tricolor (Joseph's coat) is the source of this 1194-nucleotide messenger RNA. RefSeq lists its product as uncharacterized. The record is from RefSeq and is a predicted model, not a curated record. The transcript has 2 exons. NCBI's taxonomy places the organism in Eukaryota, Viridiplantae, Streptophyta, Magnoliopsida, Caryophyllales, Amaranthaceae. The coding region runs from base 48 to 1130 and encodes 360 amino acids.